Belonocnema kinseyi is the source of this 792-nucleotide messenger RNA. RefSeq lists its product as uncharacterized. The transcript has 3 exons. NCBI's taxonomy places the organism in Eukaryota, Metazoa, Arthropoda, Insecta, Hymenoptera, Cynipidae. Bases 147 to 629 code for a protein of 160 amino acids. The record is from RefSeq and is a predicted model, not a curated record.
AAUUUGUACUCUUCAAGAACUUGGCCUAGCUUAACGAUUAAUUUUCCUUUGAAUAGCCAGUUUUUUCGUUGCACUUUAUAUCAAGCGAGACCUGCCUUGGAGUUGGGUGUAUCUUACAGCCUGAAAAUCGUAAAGGGUUUUAAACGAUGAAGUACUGCAAUAUUGCUUUAUGCACUUUCAUUAUAUGUUUUUCAGGAAAUGUCUUUGCUCAGAAGUUCGAUCCACCAUUAGAAAAAGUAUUGAAAGAACAGCUUAAUUUAACUCCAGAACAAUUUAAAGCAAAAUGUGUUGAACAAGAUAGUUCAAUAUCUCAAAAAUUCCAUAAAUCGCGUAUUUCAGCUGCUGAAAUUGCAAAUGACUUGGCAGAUGAUGUAGUAGGCCGAGCAAAAAAAUUGAGAAAAGUUAAUGAAGAAAAAUGGAAUUCGCUUAUUAAAGAUCGUUGCCUUACAAACGUUGUUCUUUAUUAUCUCACUGAAUCAAGCGUUGAUAAUAUAGUUAAUCAAUGUUUUGAUGAAAAAAAUCGUUUAAAGGGUGUUACGAAGACCGACUUCACGAACGCACUUUUCACAGAAUAUUGUGAAUCAGUAUCAAAAUUGGCUAAGGAAAAGUAUUUAGAAAGCAAGAACUAAAAAGAGGAUUAUUAUAAGAAACAUGACAUUGAAACUUUUGUUCCUCGGAGGAUGGAACAUAAUUAAGCACAUAUAAAAAUAAGUUACAGAAGACACCUAUGUAAAAUUAUAAUGUAUAUGUUCUUUUGCAACAAAAUAAUGAUCAUAAGUAAAUUUUCUUAAA